Molecule: messenger RNA, 684 nt
Organism: Miscanthus lutarioriparius
Lineage: Eukaryota; Viridiplantae; Streptophyta; Magnoliopsida; Poales; Poaceae
Source: the annotation of a GenBank genome assembly
AUGGCGAUCGUGGGCGCGGAGUACUGCGACCCCGAGGAACGCGUCCUGACGGUGCGCAAGACCUCGCACUUCUCCCCCGGCGACGGCUUCGCGGCCUACGACCACCGCACGGGCGGGCUCGCCUUCCGCGCCGACACCUACGGCCGGGGCCACGGCGGGGGUGCCGCGUCGGCGGGCGAGCUCGCGCUGCUCGGCCCUGCCGGGGAGCCGCUCCUCACCGUGCGCCGGCGGCGCCCGUCCCUGCACCACCGAUGGGAGGGCUUCCUCGGCGCCCGCGCCGACGGCCAGAAGGCGCUCUUCUCGGCCCGCCGCCCGUCCAUCCUCGGCGGCGCCGCGGCCGGCGCCGUCAUCGAGCUCCUCCAGCCGCCGCUCCCCUCCUCGUCGCCGCCGGCCGUGGCCGCCGCCCCCGAGCUGCUCCGCGUGGACGGGUCCUUCCCGCGGCGGUGCUGCCGCGUGGUGGCGGCGCCCAGGGCCGAGGGGGAGAAGGCCAAGGUGGUGGCGGAGAUCAGGCGGAAGGUGGACGAGGGGGCGCGCGUUGUCAUGGGCCGCGACGUGUUCGUCCUGCGGGUGAGCCCCGGCUUCGACGCGGCGUUCGCCAUGGGGAUCGUGCUCGUGCUCGACCAGAUCGCGGGCGACGAGGCCAGCGUCGACGCUGGAGCGGACGUCAUCGACGCCAAGAUUUGA